Messenger RNA from Melanotaenia boesemani (Boeseman's rainbowfish), 1445 nucleotides. RefSeq lists its product as uncharacterized. Gene Ontology annotation, cellular component: precatalytic spliceosome. Gene Ontology annotation, molecular function: single-stranded RNA binding; double-stranded RNA binding. The transcript has 12 exons. The record is from RefSeq and is a predicted model, not a curated record. NCBI's taxonomy places the organism in Eukaryota, Metazoa, Chordata, Actinopteri, Atheriniformes, Melanotaeniidae. The coding region runs from base 128 to 1327 and encodes 399 amino acids.
UUUUUUUUUUUAAACCAGAGGAAGCUUUUGGCUAGUCGGUUCAUUCUGAUUAGCAUCAACCUUUUGCCUACCUUCUUCUCGGAAGAGCUUGCAUUUGCUCGUUCAGUUGUCAGGCAAGGCUGAAGAUAUGGAGGCUCAGACCUUUGAAAACCAGCCUCCACCAAGAACUGGACCCCCAUAUCAAAGGAAAAAACCAAAGAGAAAGCAGCCGCAGCAUUCUGCUGAUAUAGUGUUCACAAAAGGGAAUUCUAUUCAUACCAUGCCCUCUCUCAGCAAAAUGUUGAAGGGGAUCACAGAGUCUAUCAUUGGCCUUCAGUACGUGUGGGAGUACCGCAGCCCGAGUAAAUCUGUACUACCACACUACCAGUGCAAACUCUGUUCCCUGUCCCGCUUGCAGCAUGACAUGAUUGAUCACGUGAAAGGCUGGAAACAUGGUUUCAGAUACAUGAAAAAGGCCCACCCUGGCAAAGUAACCUGUGAAGAGGAAGAUGCCAUCAAAGACCCUGUUGUCAGAAGGACAGUUAAGGCUGCUGUGGCUGAGGUGGAGAAAACAGAGGGUAGAGGACAAAUUAAGGUGAUCCUGAAGGAGCCCUUUGAGGUGCCUGCUUUCAAAGGACUUCGUUCUGCUGCUCCUAGACUUGGACCUCCACCAGGUCUAAUGGGGCCUCCCUUAGGUCCCAGAUUCCCUGACACAAGGUUCCCAGGAGAGUUUCCCCCAUAUGGUGGUCCAGUCUAUGACUAUCCGGCUGGAGAAUUUGGAGAAACCGACUUUGGAGGCUACUUGCCAGGGGAAGAAUUCCCUGACCCUGGAAUGGCUCAGGGACCUUUCUCAGAUGGUAUGGGUCAUCAUCAACCUGGAGGCUGUAAUGAUUUUGGUCCAGGCACUGGAAGAGAUGACUUUGGGGGAAGUGGACUGCUGAAUGAGGGCCCACACAAGAUGUAUCCUGAUGACUACCCAGGCAACCAGAGGAGGGACAGUUUCAUGAAUGGACCAAUGGACAAGCCAUCGGACAGACCAGGGUUAAUGGGAGCAGCUCCAGAGAGCAGCAGCACUCUUCCUAAUACGUUGCUCACAUAUCUGGAUAGUUUUCGGAUAGAGAAUGAGAGUGACGCACAGCUGGUGCUGAAAGUGACACAGAAACUAACGGAUGUGCUGAUGGAGUAUAGACUGAGGAGUGUAUCAACGGUUCCAAGUCUUAAGAGCUUACCAAUGAGCUCAACAAGUUUCUCUUCAACCUCCAGGUUCUUGAGCAGUGGUGACCGAUACUCAAAUAGUCUUCCAGGUCCAUCCAGGUAUUCUGAUGGUCCACCCCGGUAUUACAAAUGAUCAGAUGAUGGCAUCUCAGUCUUCUCCUCUCUGUCCUCAAUUGCACCUCCUGACUGUACAGCGGAUUUAAAAAAAAAAAAAAAAAAUUGUGUAUUUGUUUUAAUACUUCUCUGCUGUA